AUGGGAUGGUACCUUAGUUUUUCGUUAGGUCUCUUAAAAAAUCCAUUCUUUCAAAAAUAUAAAGAAAAAAUUGCUUUCAAGAACAAAAGCCAGGACGAGUUGUUGGACUGUAUAAACACAAGAAAAAGAGUUAAGACUGAGGAAGAUAAUUUGCCUUUGGCGUAUUUGCAUAAGUUAACGUCUACAUCUGAAAGUUUCAUUAAAAAGGCUUAUCCCGUGAAGGCUCUGAAAGACUUUGCAAACGUAGACAAACUUCGAGAUAGAACCGCCGAAGAGAUCUCCGCUCUGUGGUUGCAAUACUUUAAAUUCCAAAAUAAAGUUUUUGCUGUUCUCUCUUCAGCUGUAUAUGACACUCUUGCAGAGCACGCAAAGGCUUGUCCCUUAUUUAUAUAUCCCGUUCCCAGACAACACGGCUACGAAUUGUUUUUUACUCAAUAUUCUCAAAAUCACUUUUACGCUACGAGCCUAUUGGACUAUAAAAAAAACCAAGAGUUCGCUAGCGUUGUUUUGACUAUCUCGUACUUUUUAGAUUUUUCUAAGGAUAAAGGAAUAGCAUUGAUGCUAGGAGAUCCUGACACGAGCAGAAUUUCUACAUUUGAAGCUCAAUCAUUAGCAAACCAGAUCACUACCUAUUAUUUGAACUUAGAGAAGUACAACAACUUUGUUAAAGUUUUUAACACCGAUCCCAGUAACUUUGAUUAUUUGCAGUUAUUUAAAAACUUAACCCAUCCUUAA
Messenger RNA from Zophobas morio, 735 nucleotides. RefSeq names its product ATP synthase mitochondrial F1 complex assembly factor 1-like. Gene Ontology annotation, cellular component: mitochondrion. Lineage: Eukaryota; Metazoa; Arthropoda; Insecta; Coleoptera; Tenebrionidae. The record is from RefSeq and is a predicted model, not a curated record. The coding region runs from base 1 to 735 and encodes 244 amino acids. The transcript is spliced from 7 exons. Gene Ontology annotation, biological process: mitochondrial proton-transporting ATP synthase complex assembly.